This is a messenger RNA of Pleurotus ostreatus (oyster mushroom), 318 nucleotides long. RefSeq lists its product as uncharacterized. NCBI's taxonomy places the organism in Eukaryota, Fungi, Basidiomycota, Agaricomycetes, Agaricales, Pleurotaceae. The transcript has 2 exons. Bases 1 to 318 code for a protein of 105 amino acids. The record is from RefSeq and is a predicted model, not a curated record.
AUGCCGGAAUAUCAACACCCUGCCCACUUCGCUGGUGAUACUUUCGCAGAGAUAUCCGGCGGCAACAAUGGCGGAAAAAACAACAUCCAUGACACUUUUCGUAUGACCGGUGAGGACAUUGAAGCCGAACUCGAUUCGAUCAAUGCCCGGCUUCCGAAUAUGUCUUCGACAGAGGGAAAGACGGCAUUUGGCAAAUUAAAGGAACUCGCUAAGAAAAUCGAAGACAUGACUGCUCGAAAUCAACGGCUGCGAGCAAAACUCGAGAAAAAACUUGUGUUGAAUCACAAUGGCUAUCCAAACCCAAUCCGCAGGGCCUGA